UAUCAAUCGAAAAUUCUUCAGAAAGGAUAGUACGAAGAGGCCAGUGUGUGGAAAGCUAGCAGUGCAAAAUGUGGGAAUUUCAAAUGAUUUAUUUUCACAUCAAUUCACGUUAGCUUAGAUUUGGCUGGACAUUUUGCAUCAUAAUUUGGUACUGUCCUUUGGAGCUGAGUCCAUCUGGUGAUUGUUGAUUCUAGUGGUCCUGAAAAACUAGACCAAGGAGAUCUUGUUGGCCAAGCUGUGAUCAUUCUGGAAGAAUUUAGAUCUCAACAUCACAGGAAUGAUUAUCUUCAGAACUGAUUUAUUGAAGAAGGAAGACGCAAGCUUCGACAGCCUUAAGGCACAGACAGAUUUCAUGGAAGAUCGCGAUACUUGCGUAAGUAUGGUAGGCCUCUCAUCCUGAUGAUCACCUGACCAACGCCAUUACUGUGUCGUGACAGGAACACUUGUGCCUCAACAUUGUUGCCUGCGAUAGAAGGAAAUGUGACUGUGGGUCUGGUCAUGAUGCAGAGAACAGGCCUCUGGGUGUAGACACAGCCGAAUAGGGAGCUGGCCGUCUGUGCAGAAUAUGAAUGGACGACCACCAUGGUCUGGGUGAACUUCUUUGGAGCUGAUGAAUCGAUCAAACUGGAAACAGAAAAUAGAUGUGUGAAUAUGAAAACAUAAACAGAGACAUUGACGAAAAAUCUCCAAGAUAUAAUCCUGAUUUCGACAUCCAAGAGUUAUGUGAGGAGAAGUGUGUUGAAGAGAACGGGGGUUACUAUCCAUACCCAGGGGACUGUUGUUCAUUCGUAGUCUGCAACAGACUGCCAAGCUCUAAAGGUCCGGGAAAAGGUCGUGUUGUGUCUAAUGCCAUGCGGUGUUCCGUUCCGCUAGUAUGGAACACAGAGACGUCUUCCUGUGAUUUCCCCUACAGAGUGCCGGAAUGUAACCCAGCCUGUCAUGAUGAUGUGACUCAACUUCCAAUCAAUGCAUCGACACCAUUUUUGAUUUUCAAUGAAUCAGCCCAGUGCUUCUUCGAUGGCCACUACUAUACAGUGAAUGAUUUUCAACCCGAGUGUUUCUUCCUAGAUAGGAGAGAAGACACCCAAGUGUGCUGUCUUGAAGGGCAAAUAUUCAACGUGUCGGACUGUUGUUGUGAAUGGGAAAAUGAACCAACUCCCUUGAAGUGCGAUUGUCUUAUUUAUUCAUGGGGAAUAGCGGGCGAUUUGGUAAGAGAAUAUAGAGGUGUAUAUAUUAACACCACCGGAGUUACAACGAGAAGGAUCACUGAUAGCCCGGAUGCGCUUCAAAGUGCCAGUGCUAAUUUUUUCUGUUUCGAUGGGGAAGAUGCCGUGAUGAAAAUUCCACGUUUCGAGAAUUAUAAUUACCUCGACACAUUUUCCGUGCAUUUCUUGUUCCAAAUCCCCGAUGAGUUCGAAAAUCCAGACACUGGCUUCGUGGAUGCACCUAAAAUGGGUCUACUAACCAAUGGAUGUUGUAACAAGUCCGGGACGUUUGAAAUGUAUAUAGAAGGUUCCCAAGGAUUCCUUAAUAUUAUCACAGAGAAAGAGGCCUUACUUGAAUACGCAUUUGAUAUUGAGGUGGAGUCGUUGGUAGCAGGCCAAAUUAUGGACAUCUCUAUCAGCUAUUGUGCUGGUCGCCUGAAUCUUGUCUUCAAUGGUAUCCUCAAAGAAACGGGCAAUCCACGUGUUCUUGGAGGCCGCAUCAAAAGUACAGGGUGUCCACUUACACUGGGUAGUUUCAACGAUAUUCCUGGAACCAACUUUAAAGGAUGUAUUAAUAAUUUGAUUAUAUGCCAAGACUGUUGGACAGAAUUUAACAUGAUACUGCUGAGCUUUUUUGACGUACAACAAGCGGUGUGCAACCUCGAAGGCUAGCGAACAGUGGAUGGUGCUUCAUCUGUCCCACGUCAAGUCAUGGAAAUGUUAAACACAUGUGUUUAUUGUUAUACAAGUAUGAUAAGAUAAAAUUUUGCCACAGUAAUAUGUUUUGUCCUAAUUUGCUACAUUAGGGAGGUUAAGAUAAACACGUUUUACGUUUAACUUGUACGUGAACGUGUAGAAUUAUAGUCUUCUAGGAAUCAAUUCUCCCUUUUGUAGUAUUUAUUUGCCCGAUUUAGUAUAGAGGUAUGAAGAAAAAAGUUGUAAUAGGUCCCUGAAAAGAUUAUAUCGAGUG
Molecule: messenger RNA, 2175 nt
Organism: Owenia fusiformis
Lineage: Eukaryota; Metazoa; Annelida; Polychaeta; Sabellida; Oweniidae
Source: the annotation of a GenBank genome assembly